AGAGGCAGAAAGAAAGAAAACGAAAGGAAAAAUUAGAAAAGGAAAACAAUGAAAUUGAUAAAAAAAUGCAAAAUCUUAAACUUAAUUCAGGUAUUAAAGAAAAUAUAUGUAAAAAAUGUGACAAUUUAUCAGUAAAAACUGCAACUGCAUCUUCAGAUAAAAGUAGGAAAGAAACUGGUAAAUGUAAUGAUGAAAGCAAAGAUGAAAUAUUCAUUGAAGAAUCAGAGGGAGAGUUGGAUAUGACUAGCUCCUUUGUAUCAAAAGCUGCAAGCAUUGCUAAACGUAAAUUGGAACUGCAAGAGUUAAAGCAUAAAACAGAGAGAAAGAAAAAUUACAUAAAUAAUACUAUUCAAGAAGUGGAAGUGAAACAGUCAAGUCAAGAGAUUAGUGGUGACAUGGGUCCAGAUGUCAUCUCCAGGAGUUUAGAACUUGGAAAUAUAGGCAAUCAGUUAGCUAAUACUGGUCGGUUUGACCUUGCUAUAAAAUAUUUUACUGAUGCUAUCAAGUUAAAUCCAAAGGAAUUUAAGUUUUUUGGUAACAGAUCAUUCUGCUAUGAAAGACUACAGCAAUAUGAUAGAGCACUGAGUGAUGCAGAAAUAUGUAUCAGCAUAUGCCCUUCAUGGACUAAAGGUUCUUUUAGAAAAGGAAGAGCGUUAAUAGGCUUAAAGAGACUUGCAGAGGCAGCAAUUGCUUUUAAAGAAGUCUUAAAACUUGAUAACACAUCUCAGGAUGCAGCAGAAGAACUUAUGAAUGUUCAAAUUUUUCAGCUUAUGGAAAUGGGAUUUUCCAGGGAACAGAGUGCCAAUGCCUUAAUAAUACAUGGCACUGUUCAGAAAGCCCUAGAAGCUUUGUCAACUUUAAGUGAUGCAGGUAUUAUGCAAAAAGACAGCUGUUUUAAAAAUGAUUGUUCUGGUGCUGCAGAGGAGCAAUGGAUUUUAGCCAAGCGCAAAACACCAGUAGUUUUAAAAUCUGCAUCUUGCAAUAUUCAGACAUCUAGUAUUUCGCUCAAAUCAGCACUAAAUCCAAAGGUGGACUCAGCCAGUUCUCCACAAGCACAGAAACCAUGCCUAGAGCUAUAUCCUGUAUGGGUUGGAAAUGUGACAAAUUGCGUAUCAGAAAUCAUACUUCGAAAGGUCUUCAGUUCUGUAGGAGAAAUUCACAGUAUUAGGAUGUUACAUAGCAGACGCUGUGCUUUCGUCAACUAUAAAGAAAGCAAGGGUGCAGAAUUAGCAAUUAAGACAUUGCAGGGUUUGGAAAUUUAUGAUGCAAAAUUACUCGUACGGCCUCCUGAUCAUUCUUAUAAAAACUUAGGAGGCGCAAAUAUAUCAACAGUAAUACCCAAGGUAUCAGAUCCAACAACCACAGUCUCAGCAUCUCAAAAAAGUGUUAGAGCAAGACCCUCUUUCCUUGAUGUCUAAUGUGUCUAUGAGAGAGAACAGCCUCCAUAAAAUCAUUCCAGAUCCCAGAGGAGGAAAAAAAUAACAUCCUUGCAGAUUCCUGUUUUUUAUGACAGCUUACUGCUUUUAUUUAAAGCUAAUCUUACCAAAAAAAAAAAAGUUAAUUUUAUGAAAAUAAUUUAACACAGUAACACAGAUCAUUGGGAUUUCAAGACACUGAAAAAUGUUUAUAAAACAUCUUCAAUUUGCCAGACAUCUCAGAGUUAUACAAAUGCCCACUUAAUAUUUUAUAAUGCACUAAUUAGUGAGUACAACAGUAGUGGAAUGCAUUUCGACAAAACAUUUGUGACAAUCUAGAAAGGCAGUGUAAAAAAUUAUACUGCAGGCCUCACCAACUAUAAAUCCAUCGUGUCACAUAGUGUAAACUGUGUAUAAAUAACUAACUGAAAUGACUUUCUGAAAAUCUUUUCAGAUAUAUUUUAAAUUUAAGGAGCAAUCACUGGCAACCUUUUUGUAAUACUUUUGAGUUUUUAAUGCAGCUUCCAUUUAGAAGUAUUCCAGAUUAUUCAGCAGAAAGUCAUUUUUACUUUACUACAUUUUUAGUUAGACCUCUAACAUUAAUUUCACUUUGUGCCAAAUAAAAGAAGAAUGGUCAGACUAAUCUACAAAUGUAAGUUUAGUGAAUUUAAUACAUGCUUUGAAAAUAAACGGAGUGAUAAGUAAUAUUUUUACAGUUUAUUUUCAAAUUAGUUUAAUUCACUGGUAAAGAUUGUAUUAUUUUUUGAGUCUUAACUGGAACAGCUAGUGUCUGUAUUUUGGUAUUAGAAAUGAAUAUGUGAUCAGUUAUACCUAAAUAUACUUGAUUGAAAACUGAAUGUUAUCACUGAAAGUUAUAUGGCUGAAUAGCCCGUGAAUAAAUGUCAUCAGUUAUACAUAAAUAUACUUGGUUGAAAAGUGAAUGUUAUCAUUGAAAGUUGUAAGGCUGAAUAGCCCAUGCACAUCUUGUUACUGUAUUUGAUCUUUUUGAUUAUUUUUUCUUCUUUAUCUUAUUUGUGUAUAUUUCCAUGCGCGCAUACAUCAAUAUAUAAAAGCAUCUACAAAAUUUGUAUUUACACUUUUUUUUUUUUUUUAACAGCUCUCACUGCAAAAUUAUGCCAGAUCAGUUUACUUUUUGGUACAGUUGAUGCUCUUACAUAUUGCACAGAUAUACUGAAAGCAAAUAUCUAAUUAUUCACAUUGAGUAUGAUUAGUAACAGUAUUUGUAGUAUACAGUGUUUCACGUUCGGAAUGCACAAUAUUCACAAUAAACAAUUACCAGUUUUUGAAAUUCCUUUUUAUAUUGAUUUUUUUAAUAAAAGUAAUUUUUUUUUUGAACAAUCAAGGUUUUUGUUUUUAACCUAGCAAAUAAUUUGCAAAAAAAAUGUGCCUUUUACUUGGUUACGGAGUAAAGCUAGAAUUGUUAGUGUGCCAACUGGAUCAAGAGAUACUUUUAUGAGUAAUGUCUGAGGACGACACCAAUUAAAGUAGACUACUGAUAUUUAAAAUUGACUAUCAAAUGUUUGGCUUAUAUAUUUUUAAUAAAAAACAGUAACAUAAAUGUCUUAAAGUAUUGGCCAACUAAAACUUAGACCUGGGCCUUUUUUCUCCCCCUUCAAAAAUAUUGGAAAGGACAAUAUGGCAGUUUUAUAAUUUAAACGGAUUUGCCCUGGUUAAAAUGAAUGUUAAUAAAUAUUGUUCUGAUGUUUAAAAUAAGAUGUUGCAGUGGUUACUUUCAUGUUUAUGCAUUUUGUAACAUCAAUAAUAAAGGGCAAAACAUUUCUUUUCAA
This is a messenger RNA of Polypterus senegalus (gray bichir), 3223 nucleotides long. RefSeq lists its product as uncharacterized. The transcript has 13 exons. The coding region runs from base 66 to 1418 and encodes 450 amino acids. Lineage: Eukaryota; Metazoa; Chordata; Cladistia; Polypteriformes; Polypteridae. The record is from RefSeq and is a predicted model, not a curated record. Gene Ontology annotation, molecular function: RNA binding; protein binding.